Myodes glareolus (Bank vole) is the source of this 3456-nucleotide messenger RNA. NCBI's taxonomy places the organism in Eukaryota, Metazoa, Chordata, Mammalia, Rodentia, Cricetidae. The record is from RefSeq and is a predicted model, not a curated record.
UGGGGAACCCGAGUGAGUCAGGGGGGCUAGGGCCUAAGGCAGGCGGCAAUGUCUGUGGAGAAAGAGGUUUCAUUCAAGUUGCCACACCCGGACCCGAAAGUACGGGGUAAGCAGUUUAGGAGGCCGCGGGGCCGUAGUAAGGCCCGGGCCCGGGGCGCCUGGAGCAAGGCCCACGUCCACAGGCGAUCGCAACCCGAGCCGUACUGCAAAAAGGCGCAAGUGCGAGAGAAAGAGAAGGUGUGGACCCCCUGGAAUGGACUCAUCGUGAUUGGGAAGAGAGUGGAACUCUUGGACAGAAACCUGCAAAAGUCUAAAGUGUGGGACCCAAAGUUGGAAUCUGAGAACUGGAAGCUGGAAGUCGUGGGGAAGAAGAUUUCGAAAGAGAGAUCGGGCCUGCAUCAGGAGAAGGUGGACACGAAGCUCUUGAACAGUGUAGAAAGGACGUCACAGGCUCCAGCAAGGUUGGAUGAUAUCCCAGAGAUUUGGGGACGGCAGGAGGACAGACCCAAAGCUGGAGCUGUAUCUGAGAGUGCAGAGAUGACAGCAGAGUCUGAAGAAAGAUUGAAGUCUAAGGACAAAUUGAGAACCAGUGGAGGGGACUUGAGAUCCAGAGGGGAUCAACUUAGGCAGAAUGAGGAAGUGGAGUCCAGUGGAGAGAACUUGGUGUACAAGAGAGAGAAACGGGUGUCCACGGGAGAGAAGGUGGUGGGCAGGGGAGAGAAGCGGUCUGUUGUAGAGAAAAUGGACAGUAGAGAGAAACGGGGGUCCGUCAGAGAGAAGUUGUCGGACAGUGGCGAGAAACGGGGGUCUAUCAGAGAGAAGUUGUCAGACAGUGGCGAGAAGCGGGGUUCCAUCAGAGAGGUGUCUGACAGUGGCGAGAAGCGGGGGUCCAUCAGAAAGAAGGUGUCGGACAGUGGCGAGAAACGGGGGUCCAUCAGAGAGAAGGCGUCGGACAGUGGAGAGAAACGGGGGUCCAUCAGAGAGAAGGCGUCGGACAGUGGAGAGAAACGGGGGUCCAUCAGAAAAAAGGUAUCCAACAGUGAAGAGAAGCGGGGUUCCAUCAGAGAGAAGGUGUCGGAUAGUGGAGAGAAGCGAGGUUCCAUCAGAGAGAAGGUAUCAGACAGUGGAGAGAAACGGGGGUCCAUCAGAAAAAAGGCAUCCGACAGUGGAGAGAAACGGGGGUCCAUCCGAGAGAAGGCAUCCGACAGUGGAGAGAGGCGGGGAUCCUCCAAAGAGAAGGCGCAGUCAAGUGAUGAGAAGCUGAGAUUGAAUAGAGAGAAAUCAAGUUCCAGUGAAGGAGAGAAGCCGAGGACUGGUGAUAAGAACCUGAAAUCCACUGGAGAUAAACUGGAGUCAAAUACUGAGGAAGCACAGUCUGAUGAGAUGGAACUGGAAGAGCAUUCAAGACUGGGAAGUACAACCGAAGAGGACACAGAAAGAGUGAUAAAUAUUACUGGUGAUGAAAGUGCAGUGGAAAAGAUGAGUCAGGACUUGCAAAUUUCCGAAAGUCUGGAAGGCAGAGAUGAACAAGAAGGAGCGGAGAAAGCAGGGGAGAUUGACAGUUUUGUCUUGAACAAUGGGGAAGAUACCGCCCAUGAAUCUGUUCCUAUGGAAGAGAAAGACAAAAUUAGAGAAGGCUCCGUGGAAUCAGGUGGAUGAAGAAUUGAAGACAAAGGAGAUUGGAGAAGAAUUGAAAGUCAAAGAGAAGCUAGAGCAAGGCCAAGCUCUGUUGGCCCCGAAGGGUAAAUAUGAGUGAGCAUUCCGGACCUAAAAGGAGCUUGGGACUGGAGGAGAGUUACUGGGCACGAGGCCAAGCCAGUAUCAACAGAGUGAAGAGUGGAAAAGAGGGAGUUGGGAUCAUUUUAAGGAGAAAGAUAUUUGGUAAUGAAUGCUAAGAAGAAGGAAACUGGCCGCUAUGUUCUUGAAGAACUGUUUGAGUCUAGGGCGGACUGGAUUUUGUCAGACAUGUACAUGGCCGGGGUGUGAGAUGAAGGAGAAUGUCAGAAAGAACAGAUCAUUGCAGGGCAAAGGGUGGCCACUGAGGGUUGUGGGAGAAGCAGCCAACAGGUGAGGUGUCUGAAGCUGACACCAAAAACUGAGGGGCUCCAGCAGGAAUGAAACGGGAAGAGGAGUGGUCGAAUGAAACGGUGGACCGGUGACUAGACUUGUGUCUACCUGAGACCAUCAUUUGAAGAUUCCCCUGAGCUAAGGUAUUGUCAUCUCUUUCAGAGACUCCUUCUUGGCACAAGAUCAAGACAGCAUUUGCCUUUGUAUGGGAAAUGACCUACAUACACAUCAGGAAAUACAGAUUCUGACCAAUCGUCAGCUUUCUCUUCUCUGGCUGGGACAGAUGUACCAGCAAGUGCAUCCUAAGGCACGAUGAGAUGGGUUUAAAGAGGCUGGGUGGACCCAACUGCAGAGGCAAGUUAGUAAGACAUCAGAAAAUGUUCUGUAGCAGAGAUGACUAUUUGGAGCUGGACUUAGAAAGGUUGCCUGUAACUCCUUGGACCCAAAAGACGCAUACCCUUUUGACCUACAACCCUUUUCUGGUCUCAGCAGUAUACCCAAACACACCAGUGGACAAAGACCCCCUCCCCCAGAGGAGCCACUCAGUCCAGAGGCAUUUGGAAAACAAGACGACAGAGACCUUUUAUUAACUAUCCAACAGGCUCCCUCUCAAAGUUUCUGGCUCCCAGCUCUCAGCUGUGUCCUCAGCAAAGCUGAAGACGUGACCGCCGUGGGAGAAGACCCUCUGGAAGCUUGUGUAGGGAGCAAGGCUGACGUGAUUGUGAAGGGCAUUCCCAGGUCAGGCCCAGCAUCACACCAUCCUCAGUGUGUGGUCAACCUUCCCCUCCAGGUAGUCUCCAUGAUACUUUGAGGGUCUCAGGGAAGGUCAGAAUGUACCCGCUCCCAUGUUCCCCAGUCCUCCCACUGGGGAUGGGGUCAUUGCUUAGCUGAUCAAAAUGUGCCCCAAGAAUCUGUGAGGUAGGGUGACAGAAACGUGCCUAUCCACCUCCUGGGGUCAUGGCUGGCUGGUGAUGGAAUGGCUCAGCCAGGAGACAGAACACACCCCCUGCACUCCAGUCAUCUGAGGCACCCAAGCAUGGACUGAGGCCAUUCCCUUUUUCAUUUCCAAAACUGUGGGAAAAACUGCGGCUCCAGUGGACCACCUAAUUUGGAGAAGGAAAAUCGAGUCCCGUGACUUCUACCCACAGGUCUGUCAGUCAAUCAACGAGGGGAAGUUCUUCCAAGAGCUUAUUUCCCAGCCUGGGCAAUGCUGAGAGAGGGAGCGACUACCUGCACGGCUCCUCAUCAGGACAGCAGUAGUGGGUGACAGCGACCACCCAGAGGCUGCCUAGCUCCUCGAUGGGACAGGCUGUGGGGCCAGGUCUGUGGUCUUUGUGUCCCUCGGAUCUGUGCUAACCCCGGGAAGUAUUAAUGAUCUGAACAAGCAGA